CGUCAUCGUUUUCACUCUGCCCUGCUUGACCCUCAUCUUUCCAUAUACCCCGUGAUCUCCAAAACAACAUAACAAAGUGGGGGAAACAUGGCGAGCGGAGAGGAGGCCAGAAGACGCCCCUCGGUUACCUCCUCUUCGGUCGGCCUGGAGGCCCUGUUCCCUGCGGGGACGUCGGAGCAGGCGUGCGGGGACGGAAACCCGGAGCUCGUUCGCCUGCGGGAGCGUCUUCAGGGUUGGCUAUCGCAGUAUGAACUCCUGCUGCUGUGGGUGCAGAGGCUGCUGGUCUGGGAGAGGCCGCUGUACAGCAUCUUUGUCGCCCUGACACUGAACACAUUAUUCUGGAUCCUGUCCUCCACCUCCCUGCGGCCUCUGUUUCUGAUAAGCGUGUCCCUGCUGGGGCUCAUGCUGCUGGAGAGAUGGAAGCCCAAGUUACCCAUCAUUACUGUUCAACAUGUAGACGCUCAUCCUGCACAAAGUGAGACAAUGAGCGCAGAGCAGCGUCUGCUCAGCAUCCCUGAGCUCAGCCACCACCUGGCUGAGAGUUACCUGACCUGUUGCAUGUAUCUGCAGGAGAUGCUGCAGUACAAACGACAGAACCAUGGCAAGUUCUGUGUGAUGAUGUGCAGUGGCUGUUUUGUUCUGGCUGUGGUUGGACAUUACGUACCAGGAAUCAUGAUCUCCUAUAUUAUAGCGCUGAGCGUUCUGUUGUGGCCACUGGUGGUGUACCAUGAGCUGAUCCAGAGGAUGUACACCGGUCUGGAACCGAUCCUGAUGAAACUGGACUACAGCAUGAAGGGAGACACGGAGCACCGCAAACACGACAAGAGAAAGAUAAAGAAGGAGGUAGAGGAGGGGGACGAGCCCAGAGCUGAAACGGAGAGCGAGAGCGAGGAGGAGCUGUCCUGCUUUGCUCCAACGGUCGAUGUGAAAACUACGGCUCUGGCUAUGGCCAUCACAGACUCUGAGCUGUCAGAUGAAGAGGCAUCCAUCUUGGAGAGUGGAGGCUUCUCGGUGUCCAGAGCCACCACUCCUCAACUCACCGACGUCUCCGAAGAUUUGGACCAGCAGAGUUUACAAAGUGACCCAGAGGAGUCCUACCUGCGGGAUCUCCCUGAGUUCCCCUCAGUGGAGGAGUUCCCCUCCAUUGAGCACAGUCUGCUUCACUUUCCUCUGCGAGGUUCAGGCCAGGGAGAGGGAGCCCAGCCUGACACUCAGUCCGAAGGGGAACCGUUGAGCCCCGCCAGCCUCCUUAUCCAGCACCUAGCAUCCCCCCUCCAUUUUGUGAACACACAUUUCAACGGACACGGUCGACCACCCGGGGGCGAAGAGGGCACGUUGCCUGUGGCGGGCGUAGAUGGGGGAGGAGAGAAGACAGAGCCUGCAGUCACCCAGGGUGCACAGCGUUCCUUGGAGGCCCUGAGCGAGGAGAUAGUGAGCACUGCCAUCUCCACUGUCGUGCAGAACACUCUGUCAGCCCUGCUGCGUUCCAGCGAGGCCAGCGAGGAGCCCUGUCUGGCUGAGUUUCUUCCCAGUGAAACCCCACCGGGCGCUCUGGAGACACCUGCCGACACCACUGCUAACACUACAGUUACCACGCCAGAGGCGCUCGGUCCUGACGAGGAACCAGAUGAGGCGAUCACAACGGAAAGUGGCACCGGCGAGGAGUUCCCCGACGACACACUAGUUCCGACCGAGGAAGAGGAUUUUGAGCUUUUGGACCAAAGUGAACUGGAUGAGGGGCUGGACAUCAGCCCUGAAGGACAGGUGGCGGGAGAAACUCCAGACACACCUCCAUCCCCUCAGCAUCAACCACAGUCAUAGCUGCCCUGCUGCGCCCCUCCCCCAAUGUUUUGCUUUUAUUUGUAUGUUAAAACUACAUUAUAUUCAUGCAUACAGCUAUACAAAACCCAUUUAUCAAUGAGUUUGGAGUUAAAGGGUGUUGGUCAGUGAUUGUGUGGCAGAUGGUUGAGAUACUCGGUGCGUUCUGCUUUUAUAGCCUCACGUCAGAAGAGUCUGUUAAAGUCUCGGGAGUCGUGUCUACACCAGGACCAUCAUUAGCUUCUAUCGGGCAGCAUUCAGAAUUA
Molecule: messenger RNA, 2084 nt
Organism: Pelmatolapia mariae (spotted tilapia)
Lineage: Eukaryota; Metazoa; Chordata; Actinopteri; Cichliformes; Cichlidae
Gene: retreg2
Product: reticulophagy regulator family member 2
Exons: 9
Coding region: 88-1821 (577 amino acids)
Cellular component (GO): membrane
Source: RefSeq, a predicted model, not a curated record